Messenger RNA from Emiliania huxleyi CCMP1516, 1797 nucleotides. RefSeq lists its product as hypothetical. Gene Ontology annotation, cellular component: cytoplasm; membrane. The coding region runs from base 1 to 1665 and encodes 554 amino acids. The transcript is spliced from 3 exons. NCBI's taxonomy places the organism in Eukaryota, Haptophyta, Isochrysidales, Noelaerhabdaceae. The record is from RefSeq and is a predicted model, not a curated record.
AUGCACACCGUACGGAACGCAUCCUCAUCCACGUGCACCGUGCUGAAAACGCCGAGGUCGGACAAGGCGCCGAGGAUGCGGCGCCAGGCCGCGGCCAAUACGGCCAGCCGCAAGACGCUGAGCCUGUCAAAGUGGGGAAUUCCCGUCGCGAUCCCGCCACCGCCACUGGUCGAGGUGUUUGACUUUUGGAACGCCGAGCUUCGCCAGCUCACAUUUCACGCCGGCGACCCGUGGUCGAUAAGCUACGGCAGGCGAGAGGAGCGCAAGAACCUGCAGUUUGUUGCGUUGGCUGCUGAGGCUCCGGGGGCAGUUCCCGUCUACGACUGGUGGUCGGAGCGCGACCGCCGACUGACGAUCCACCCGCCGCCCGCGUGGGAGGGCGAGUCGCGCCGCGGGCUACAGUUCUACGCCUUUGAACAGCCGGCCGAGGGUACGGUUGCGGUGCACGCCUACUGGAACUCGUCGCUCAAGCAGAUCACCGCGCAUGCCGGGCCGCCGUGGGGAAAGGACGAGCGCACCACGCCGCUCGGCACCAUCCUGCACGCCUACCCCAACCAUGCUGCUGCGCCGCCAAACUCCGUGAUCGCCCGAGCUCUGUACGCCUCUGAGGCGGUGACAGAUGCCCAGUCCAUCGCCGAGCCCGUUGCCGCUGCCGCGUCUGCCGCUGCCGCUUCCGUCGUCGCAGCUGCGGCGAAGGCGCGAUCUCGCAUCGCCACCCACCUGGCGCCGUCCGCGGAGCAGCGCGCUGGCACGCUGGGCGUCGCAUUCGUAGCCGGAGACCGUGCGCCGGCCCCCGCCGCGCGCGCUGUCAACAAGUGGGUGGUGCUCGAGAACAGCGAACUCUACUUCUUGCCCAACGCCUCGGCGGGGGCGACGGCGCUUGAGGCGAAGCUCGGCGUGGUUGACGUGCUCGAGCAAGCCUCUCUCUGCUCGUACAUGCUGCGAGCGUCAACGCACCGCCUGAUCGUCUGGUACAACGCGCGGCUGACGGCAGCGCCUUACUCCACCAAAGCCGUCGGCACCGGCGUGACCUAUACUUUCAGCGACCUUACAGCACAGGCCAUCGAGGCCGAGCCACGAGCUGUGGGAGAGCGCGUCGAACGGGCGCUCAAGUUCGGAGCCGUGGGCGGCCUGUGGGUCGGACCGCUGUUGACGCACUGGUUUAACUUUAUGGAGCGCAUGCUGCCGGGCGCGAGCCUGCGGCCGCUUGCGAUCAAGCUCUUUGUGGACCAGACCGUGCAGGGCCCGUUGAUGAUCGGGUCCAUGUUCUGCUGGUGCGCCCUGGCCAAUGGCGCCUCGCUGCCCGCCAUCCGCGCCAAGCUCGAUGAGGAGCUCUUCUCGACGUGGUGCGCGUCCGUGUGGGUGUGGGCGCCUGUGCAGGUGCUCCAGCAAGCGGUGGUGCCUCUCCAGUACCGCGUCGCGGUGUCCAACCUAGUCUCGUACUUCUGGGACACCUACCUCUCGCUGCAGAUGAUGCCGGCGCCGGCGGAGGCGGGAGCGCCCGUCGAUCCCUUCCCGCGGCAGGCGGCGACGGCGGCGGCGCCCGGCGCACAGCCGCUCUUGCGGCGCCGGUCGAGCACUUUCCUGCGCGACGAGCCACCCACUCCCAGUGAGGCCAAGCUGGUGAAGCGGCGAUCGAUCCUGGGUCCGGCAGAACACAAGUGAUGGGGGAGGUGCACGUAGGCUGCAUGUGCUCCAUGGUGUGUUUAUGCCGUACGUCGUAGAUUUUAGUUGGGGAGCUGGAGUCUGCCAUAUCGAGAGAUAUGCCGCGAGCCGGGCGCGAGCAUACAGUAAAAA